This is a messenger RNA of Vidua chalybeata, 4028 nucleotides long. RefSeq names its product Sp2 transcription factor (gene SP2). The transcript is spliced from 7 exons. Gene Ontology annotation, biological process: regulation of transcription by RNA polymerase II. Lineage: Eukaryota; Metazoa; Chordata; Aves; Passeriformes; Viduidae. The record is from RefSeq and is a predicted model, not a curated record. The coding region runs from base 75 to 1886 and encodes 603 amino acids. Gene Ontology annotation, molecular function: RNA polymerase II cis-regulatory region sequence-specific DNA binding; DNA-binding transcription factor activity, RNA polymerase II-specific.
CGGUGCCCGGCGGAGGAAGAUGGCGCCGUGAGCGGGUGGGAGCCGCCGCCGCCGCCGGCCGCUCGAGGGACAGCAUGGCUGCCACUGCCGCCGUCAGCCCCAGCGAGUACCUGCAGCCCGCCGCCUCCGCCGCCCAGGACUCGCAGCCCUCUCCCCUGGCGCUGCUGGCAGCCACGUGCAGCAAGAUCGGUCCCCCGGCCGUGGAAGCCGCCGCGGCGCCACCGGCGCCCGCCCAGCCCGCCCCUCGCAAACUGGUGCCCAUCAAACCCGCCCCGCUGCCCCUGGGCUCGGCCAAGGGCAGCAUCGGCAUCCUGUCCUCCAAGGGGAACCUCUUCCAGAUCCAGGGCUCCCAGGUGGGCGCCUCCUACGCCGGGGGGCAGCUGGUUUUCGCCAUCCAGAACGCGGCCGUGCUCAACAAAGGCUCGCGUUCCUCCUCCUCCUCCUCCUCGUCCUCCUCGUCGUCCUCCUCCUCGUCCUCCUCCAACAUCCAGUACCAGGCGGUGCCGCAGCUGCAGCCUGGCGGGGCUCAGACCAUCCAGGUGCAGCCUAACCAGAUCCAGAUCAUCCCGGGCACCAGCCAGGCCAUCCUCGCGCCCUCCUCUUCCUCGCACAAACCCGUGCCCAUCAAACCGGCCCCGGCGCAGAAAGCAGCGCCGCCGGCGGCAGGCGGCGUGGUCAAACUGCCCGCGGGCGGCAACGUCACCUUGACCCUGCCCGUCAACAACCUGGUGAGCCCCGAGGCGGGCGGGCAGGCCCAGCUGCUGACGGACAGCCCUUCCAAACCUGGCAAGAAACCUCGGAAAAAGGCCACGUCCCCAGCCCAGCCCGCCGCCGUGGCCGUGGCCGAGCAGGUGGAGACGGUGCUGAUCGAGACCACGGCGGAGAACAUCAUCCAGGCCGGCAACAACCUGCUGAUCGUGCAGAGCCCCGGCUCGGGGCAGCCGGCCGUGGUGCAGCAGGUGCAGGUGGUGCAGCCCAAGCAGGAGCAGCAGGUGGUGCAGAUCCCGCAGCAGGCGCUGCGCGUGGUGCAGGCGGCCUCGGCCACGCUGCCCACCGUGCCCCAGAAAUCCUCCCAGAACUUCCAGAUCCAGGCGGCCGAGCCCACCCCCACCCAGGUCUAUUUCAAGACCCCCUCCGGCGAGCUGCAGACCGUGGUGCUCCACGAGGCCUCGUCCAUCCCCAUGGUGCCGCCGUCGGGGACGUCGUGCGGCAGCCCCGUGCCGCGCAGCCCCGGGGCCGGCCCCGGCCGCAAGCCGGCCCCGCGCAAGGAGCGGCCGCUGCCCAAGAUCGCCCCGGCCGGGGGCAUCCUGAGCCUGAGCGCGGCGCAGCUGGCAGCGGCUGCCCAGGCCAUGCAGACCAUCAGCAUCAACGGCGUGCAGGUGCAGGGCGUCCCUGUCACCAUCACCAACAGCGGAGGCCAGCAGCAGCUGACGGUGCAGAACGUGUCCGGCAACAACGUGACCAUCAGCGGGCUGAGCCCCACCCAGAUCCAGCUGCAGAUGGAGCAGGCGUUAUCCGGGGACAUCCAGCCGGGCGAGAAGAGGAGGAGGAUGGCCUGUACCUGCCCCAACUGCAAGGACGGCGACAAGCGGCCGGGCGAUCCCGGGAAGAAGAAGCACAUCUGCCACAUCCCCGAGUGCGGGCGGACGUUCCGCAAGACGUCGCUGCUGCGGGCGCACGUGCGGCUGCACACGGGCGAGCGGCCCUUCGUGUGCAACUGGGUGUUCUGCGGCAAGCGCUUCACGCGCUCCGACGAGCUGCAGCGGCACGCGCGCACCCACACAGGUGACAAACGCUUCGAGUGCGCGCAGUGCCAGAAACGCUUCAUGCGCUCCGACCACCUGACCAAGCACUACAAAACCCACCUGGUCACCAAGAACUUGUAGGCUCUGCCAGAGCCCCCACCCCAAAAACGCCGAGCCCCGGAUCCGGGGCCGGCCGCGGCGCUCCGGGGAGGGACCCCCGGGGACGGCCCCCGGCCGCGCUGAGCACCCCGAAAAUCGGGCUGGGGGGCGGUGACCCUGGGAGCCCGCAGGUUUAGGGGGUGACCCAAAGCCCCCCCCGUGACCCCAAAAGGCUCAGGGGGUGCCCCAGACCCUCCCUGAGACCCAGAGCCCCCCCUGUGACCCCACAGAUUUAGGGGGUGCCCCAGACCCUCCCUGUGACCCCACAGGCUCAGGGGGUGCCCCAGAGCCUUCCCUGUGAUCCAAAGCCCCCCCUGUGACCCCACAGGCUCAGGGGGUGACCCAGAGCCCCCCCCCCCGUGACCCCCCAGAUUCAGGGGGGGCCCUAGAGCCCCCCCAGACCCCCCCUGUGACCCCACAGGCUCAGGGGGUGCCCCAGAGCCUUCCCUGUGACCCAGAGCCCCCCCCUGUGACCCCACAGAUUUAGGGGGUGCCCCAGAGCCUUCCCUGUGAUCCAAAAUCCCCCCUGUGACCCCACAGCCCCCCCCCAGACUCAUGGGGUGCCCCAGACCCUCCCUGUGACCCCACAGAUUUAGGGUUUGCCCCUGAGCCCCCCCCCUGUGACCCAAAGCCCCCCCCUGUGACCCCAAAGGCUUGUGGGGUCACCCAGAGCCUCCCCCAGAUUCAUGGGGUGCCCCAGACCCUCCCUGUGAGCCCACAGGUUUAGGGGGUGACCCUGUGACCCCAGGGGUUCAGGGGGUGCCCCAGACCCCCCCCUGUGACCCCACAGAUUUAUGGGGUGCCCCAGACCCUCCCCAUGACCCCACAGGUUUAGGGGGUGACCCCAGGGGUUCAGGGGGUGCCCCAGCCCCCCCCCGUGACCCCACAGAUUUAUGGGGUACCCCAGCUCCCCCCCGUGACCCCACAGAUUUAUGGGGUACCCCAGCUCCCCCCCGUGACCCCACAGAUUUAUGGGGUACCCCAGCUCCCCCCCGUGACCCCACAGAUUUAUGGGGUGCCCCAGCCCCCCCAGAGCCCCCCAGGAGCUGGGGCAGGAGCGGGGCCCCUCGGAGGCCCCAGAGCACAUUCCUACUUUAUAUUUAAAGUCUAUAAAUAGCUAUAAAUAUCUCUAUGACCCCUUUGGAAAAAUCCCUUUUUUUCUAUGGAAUCGUUGCCUUACACUCCCCUCCCCAGACCCCCCCCGUGCAUCAUGAGUGCUUUUUUAAUCUAUUUAAUCCCCUCAUUUCUCUCCCAAAACUCAAUUUCCAACCCCCCAAAAUGGGCAAUUCCUCUCUCCCAAUUUUUAUUUCCGAGCAACGUUGACAUUUCCCCUUUUUUUUAAAUUUUAUUUGCAAUUUUGGGACUCCAUCCUUUCUUUUUUUUUUUUUUUCUCCCCCUUUUUUUCCUAUUUCCCCCCCUUUUUUUCCUAUUUCCCCCUUUUUUUUCCUAUUUUCCCCCUUUUUUUCCCCUAUUUCCCCCCUUUUUUCCCUAUUUCCCCCCCUUUUUUCCUAUUUUCCCCCUUUUCCCCUAUUUUUCCCCCUUUUUAUCUUUUUCUCCCUUUUUUUCUUUUUCCCACCUUUUUGUGUUUUUCCUCUUCCCUCCCCUUUUUUUUUCUUUUCCCCUUUUUUUUCUUCUUUCCCCUUUUUUCCCCUUUUUAAUUUUCCCCCCAUUUUUCUUUCCCCCCUUUUUCCCCCCUUUUUUCCUAUUUUUUCCCUUUUUAUUCUUUUUUCCCCUUCCCCCCUUUUUUUUCCUUUUUUUUUCCUUCUUUCCCUUUUUUCCCCUUUUUUUAUUUUUCCCCUUUUUUCUUCCCCCCGCCCUUUUCCCCCCCUUUUUUCUAUUUUCCCUUUUUAUUCUUUUUUCCUUUUUUUCUUUUCCCCCUUCUUUUUCCCCUUUUUUUCUUUUUUCCCCCUUUUUUCAUUUCCCUUUUUUUUCCUUUUCCCCCCUUUUUUUCUUUCCCCCUUUUUUCCUUCCCCCCCUUUUUUUUUCCUUUCCCACCCUUUUUUCCCCUUUUUUUUCCCAUUUUUCCCCCUUUUCCCCCACGUGUGCAUCCCCUCCGUGUACAGUGUACAUUGUAUCAUAGAUUAUAUUGCUUUGGAGCUUUUAAAUUAAACAAAAUCCACUUUA